This is a messenger RNA of Rhinolophus ferrumequinum (greater horseshoe bat), 633 nucleotides long. RefSeq names its product interferon-induced transmembrane protein 3-like. The transcript has 2 exons. Gene Ontology annotation, cellular component: plasma membrane. The coding region runs from base 146 to 499 and encodes 117 amino acids. The record is from RefSeq and is a predicted model, not a curated record. Gene Ontology annotation, biological process: response to interferon-beta; defense response to virus; response to type II interferon. NCBI's taxonomy places the organism in Eukaryota, Metazoa, Chordata, Mammalia, Chiroptera, Rhinolophidae.
UCUGAGAAAUCACAACUACCCUGGAGAGGGAGGGACCCUGAGCACCAUCCCAGCAUCCAGACUCACACUCUCAGUGUCUGCUUCAGGAGCCACACUUCCAGCUUCCUCAUCUGGGACCCACACACCUGCACACCGAACGCCAGAGAUGCACCAGGAGGAACACGAGGUGGCCGUGCUGGGGGCACCCCAGGGCUCGGGGCCCGUGAUGUCCACCGUGGUUAACAUCCGCAGCGAGACCGUCGUGCCCGACCACAUCGUCUGGUCCCUGUUCAACACCCUCUUCUUUAACCCCUGCUGCCUGGGCUUUGUGGCAUUUGCCUACUCCGUGAAGGCUAGGGACCGGAAGAUGGUGGGAGACGUGACUGGGGCCCAGAGCUACGCGUCCACAGCCAAGUGCCUCAACAUCUGGGCCGUGGUCUUGGGCCUCCUUGUCAUAUCCGCCGUCACCAUUACGGUCAUCGUUAUCACUACCGGUGCAGUGGUUCGCAGACCAUAUUAGAAGAACUACUAGACGUCAUAAAGAGUUAUGGAGGCCACUAGCAGGUGUCCAUAGCCUAAGGCUGUCACCCUUUCCACAGCUGUUCAUUACACACACGUGUCUACAACUGAAUUCAAUAAAGGAUUUGUAUGUGA